This is a messenger RNA of Balaenoptera ricei (Rice's whale), 3504 nucleotides long. RefSeq names its product hepatitis A virus cellular receptor 2 (gene HAVCR2). The record is from RefSeq and is a predicted model, not a curated record. Lineage: Eukaryota; Metazoa; Chordata; Mammalia; Artiodactyla; Balaenopteridae. Bases 587 to 1429 code for a protein of 280 amino acids. The transcript is spliced from 8 exons.
UUGAGAUAGGCCAUGUUUUAUUUUUUGUUUUGGGUCCUGGUUACUUGAGUGUUUGCUUUCCAAGUAUUGGUAAACUAUAAAUUUAAGUAUGCAAUGUUCUGUACAUCUGUGCCAUUUUCCGUUAAACAGUAGUUUAACCUUAAAACCAUAUUGUGACAUCAUCAUACACUCAUAUAGGAAAAAAUUAAAAAGUGUGACAGUCCUGAUACCGGCAAAGAUGUGGGGGGCAUCGUAAGAGUUCUUCUCACUGUCAGAAUGUAAGCUGGAAUAAACACUUUGGAAAACUGCUCAACAUUCUCGGGUAAAGCAGAUGCCCGUGAGACGAGAGAAAUGAGAAUGUGCGUCAAGGACAAACGGGGGAAAUAGUAAAAUGAAAUAAAAUAAGAGAGGGACCUCACCGGGAUUGAUGAGGAGUACGUCCAUUAAACUGAGGAUGAUUAGCUUCAGUAUCUGAACCUGGAGCAAAAAACUAAUAAACACAAAGCAUUGCCAUACUGGAGAACAUGCUUGGGAUGAGUGACCACUCACAGCUCCCCCACCAGCGUCGCCCUGGAGGAGACAGCGGGACUGCCAUUUUCAAGAACCCAUGUUUUCACAUUUUUCCUUUGACUGUGUCCUGCUUUUGCUGCUACUACUUACAAGGUCUUUGGAAGGAGUAUACGUGUCUGAGGUGGGUCAGAAUGCUGAUCUGCCCUGCACCUACUCUCCAACCACCCCUGAGAAUCUCGUGCCUGUGUGCUGGGGCAAGGGAUACUGCCCUGUAUUUGAAUGUCACAGUUUGGUACUCAGCACUGAUGGAAGGAACUUGAACUAUCGGACAUCCAGCAGAUACCUACUAAAGAGGAAUUUCCGCAAAGGAGACGUGACCUUGACCAUAAAGAAUGUAACUUUAGCUGACAGUGGGACCUAUUGCUGCCGGAUCCAAUUCCCGGGCCCAAUGAAUGAUCAAAAAUCAAACCUGGAGUUGGUCAUCAAACCAGCCAAGGUCACCCCUGCUGGGACUCCGUGGAAGGACAUCACUACAGCCUUUCCAAGGACGCUCCCCACCGAGGGACCGGGCUCAGAGACACAGAUACUGGAGACCCUCCAUGAUAAAAAUCAAACAGAAAUAUCCACACUGGCUAAUGAGUUACAAGACCUGGGCGCCACCACCAGAAUAGGCCUCUACAUCGGAGCAGGGGUUUCUGCUGGGCUGGCUCUCGUUCUUAUCUCUGGUGCUUUAAUUCUCAAAUGGUAUUCUGAUAGCAAAGAGAAGAUACACAAUUUAAGCCUCAUCACUUUGGCCAGCCUCCCUCCCUCGGGGUCAGUGAAUACAGCAGGAGAGGGGACGCAUGCAGAGGAAAACAUCUAUAUCAUUGAGGAGAACGUAUAUGAAACGGAGGAUCCAUACGAGUAUUACUGCUCCGUCAGCAGUGGGCAGCAGUCCUGACAACCCCUGGGCUGUUGUCUUUCAACGCCACCGGAUUCACCACUUCCUUUUGGGGUUUGGUGUUAUCUUCUUUGAAAACUAUGAGAUGGCUCACCUGACUGGUUUUAGAGGUUCUGUCCUUGGCCACCGAGCAGAGUUUUUCCAUGUUCUAAAGAUAAGUAGCUCACCCGAGGAUUGAACUGGGACCAGCAUUGUACUUAGACAGGCACAACAUUACCUCUGUGUUCCCGCCACCCAACUCGGAGACUGCUAAUCAGGGCAUUAGAGCUCAAAUGGGCUUUUAUAGAGAGUAGGAAUUCUUAAUAUGGGGUCUCUGGAAUUCCAGAUAUUCAGUUAUAUGGUGUGUCCAUGAAGCUCCUGAAAAUACAGGGGAAAUUAUGUGCUGAGAUACGUGCGUGUCUUUGUCGGUACAGGAAGUCUAAAGGGACCGCCGAUGCUCAAAGAGCUCUGUGCACCGUAGCAGGUUAGGAAACUGUUGGGGUAGGAGUAGAUGGUCUUGAAGGUUCCCUUUGAGUCUCAAGGUUUAUGCUUCUUUGAAUGCUGACUCUGUGACAGUAUGUGCCAGUGCACAGCUCUCCUUGGCCUGUGUUAAGAAGACUUCCCAGCAAGGCCUGAGGUGUGGCAGGUGCUUCUGGAGAAAAAGGAAGUACGCUCGGUGUGUGUUGACAGGUUUUGCUUAGGGUGCACUCAGAGGGAAAGAUCUCUGACCAACUUCUCCAUUCAUGGAGAGAAGUGGAGCUGUGUUUUUCACAAAAGAAGAAGCAGUGACUGGGACACAAAUUCUGUUUCGUGGUGGAAAGUAGGUAAAGGGCUCCAGCCAUCUGUAUUUAUCCAUGUCAGAUCCCCUGAUGGAAACACAAUGGUCCUUAAGCUUCAGUUCCAGGAUGGUAGAGAGUAGGUCUAUCUUGCCUAUUUGCUUCCUCCCCAGUCUUGGCACAGCUCUGACACAUACUACUGAUAGAAAUUUACUAAAUAUCUUUGGAGUGAAAAAAUUAAGGAAGCAGAAAGGUAGAUUUCUGGGAAGACUUUUCCAUUGGAGAGCUCAGAUAGAGCUUCACCUGUUGGGGAACUCGAAAAUACUCCUAAGCUCCCGUUUCUGCUCUUGUCCAGCAUCUGCUCUUCUCAGCAUCCUCUCCCAGCUCAGGCCCUUGGAAGUGUGUUAUUGUCUUUUUUCCCCUUUCUGCUGAAUGAAUCAACAAUAGGGACCUGUCGCUGCCUGAAAACUGCCUUCCCCAGGUGAUGACUGAGCUGCUACUGCGUUGCAUGCAGGAGAUGUUGGUCACCAAGGAUGCGGGCAGCCUGUCUGUUACAGUGUUUGGGCUGCAUCUGGGCGGUAUUGGGAAGCACUGGCUUUCUACAGGGAGAUUUGUAAGGGAGAUCAUUUUGCAAAGUUCCAGGCAGUAGCUUUUAAACAAGGUGAAAAAUUAAGUGUUUUAAAUUUAUGAAAUUCUAGAGGGAAGGGACCACAGAAAACAUAUGGACCAGAUCAAUGAUUCCCCCACAAAAGGGAUUCUUAUUCUGCAAAAAUCUUUACACAAGGAUAUGUAUACAAGGACGAUCAUUGCAAUGGUGUUUGUGAGAGAUGUUUUCCAUCAGUUGGGGAAUAAUUGGUUAUUGUGGUAUGUCAACACACUGGCACAAGUAAAAAAAAUUAGGUGGUUUCAUCAUUGAGCUGUUUUGCUAAUUCAACAAAUAUUAAGUGCUUACUCUGUGCCAAGUUCUCUGGUGCUGGGAUCAUAGAGAAAGAGCAAAUAGACACAUCCCUGACCCCAUAGAACUUCUGAUUGAUCUGACAGGAAGGAUGAUUUCAUUCAUACAUUCAUUCAUUCAUUCUUUCAGUGAACAUUUUUUGUCACCCACUUUGUGCCAGACACUGUUUUAGUUCCUAGAAAUAUAGCAGUGAAGGAAACAGGCAAGAUCCCGACUCUCACAGACCUUGUGUUACUUGUCAAAGGAGAAAUCUAUAUUGCUAAGUCAAAAGAAAAAAAAUGUUCUAGAAUAGUAUAUAUAGUUAAUGCUAAUUUUUUUUUUUUGCCUUUAAAUAAUCUGGAAGAAUAUUCCCAAAAUAAUAUGGU